This is a messenger RNA of Salmo salar (Atlantic salmon), 1704 nucleotides long. NCBI's taxonomy places the organism in Eukaryota, Metazoa, Chordata, Actinopteri, Salmoniformes, Salmonidae. The record is from RefSeq and is a predicted model, not a curated record.
AUGGCGAGGUGUACGGCCCCGCCGAGCGCGAGGCAGCAGCCGGCGCCUCGCCGCGGUCCCGAUUUCAGCGCGGCUCAGGUCCUGGAACAGAUAGCCUCCAGCGUCGACCGAGAAGACGAAGAAGACUUUUGCGAUUCCGAAGAGGAGGACGUUUCGGAAGACGAAGACGGCGAGGAAUACGACCCCGAACUCCGCCACCCCGGCCCCGCGGUGACGCCCGGCCCUACGGCCUACGCGGCGUCGCGUGCGCUCGACAUCGAGUCCACCUUCCGGCUGUUUGUCACGCCGGCGAUAGAAAGGAUCGUCGUGAACAUGACCAAUCUGCAGGGGGUGAGAAAAUACGGCGACGGCUGGCGACCCAUGGACUCGGUCGACCUGCGCGCCUACCUAGGGCUGCUAAUCCUAGCGGGCGUCUACAGGUCCCGGGGCGAGGCCGCGGCCAGCCUGUGGGACGCGGAGAGCGGCAGGACCGUGUUCCGAGCCACCAUGCCGCUCAAGGUCUUUCACAAGUACUCGAGGCUGCUGCAAUUCGACGACCGCCGGUCGAGACCCGCGAGACUCGCCGCAGACAGACUGGCGGCCAUAAGAGAGGUCUGGGACCUGUGGGAGGAGCGGCUGCCGGCCCUCUACAACCCGGGGCCCGACUUGACGGUGGACGAACAACUGGUCCCGUUCAGAGGGUGCUGUCCUUUCCGACAGUACAUCCCCAGCAAGCCGGCCAAAUACGGAAUCAAGUCGUGGGUGGCCCGCGACGCCAAGUCCAGCUACGCUUGGAAGAUGCAAGUCUACACCGGUAAGGCGGCCGGCGGAGCCCCCGAGAAGAACCAGGGCGCCCGCGUCGUCCUCGAUCUCACGCAGGGGCUGCCCGCCGGUCACAAUGUCACCUGCGACAAUUUCUUCACCUCCUACGAACUCGGCCAGCGGCUCCUCGAGAGGAACCUCACCAUGGUCGGCACGGUGCGAAAGAACAAGCCCGAGCUCCCUCCAGCGCUGCUCCAGUAUAAGGGCAGACAGGUCUCGUCCUCCAGGUUCGCCUUCACGCCCACCGCCACUCUGGUGUCCUACCUGGCAAAGAGAAAUAAGAACGUGCUGCUCCUGAGCACGCUGCACGCGGAGGCCGACGUCAGCGAUCGCCACGACCGGAAGCCGGCCCUCAUCCUAGACUACAACCGCAACAAGGGCGGCGUGGACAACCUAGACAAGGUGGUCGGCACCUACAGCUGCAGACGGAUGACCGCCCGCUGGCCCCUGGUCAUCUUCCACAACAUCCUCGACGUGUCCUCCUACAACGCCUUUGUCAUAUGGCGAGAGAUCAAGCCCGACUGGAUGCCUCGGAAGCGGAACAAGAGGAGGGUGUUCCUAGAGCAGCUGGGAAAGGCGCUUGUCAAGCCCUUGAUACAAAGAAGGCAGCGUCUCCCCCGCACCGAAGCCGCGUUCGCGCUCGUCAAAGUCCUGCAGAGUGCCGACCGCGACGCCGCUCCUCCGCCGGCCCGGGAGCACGCCGCCGGCCCGGACGCCGCUGGCCCGGCCGCCGCCCCGCUAGUGGCGAGUAAGAGGAAGAGGUGUCAGCUCUGCCCGCCCAAGAAGGACGCCAAGACACACACGGCGUGCUGCAGGUGUAAGAAAUACAUCUGCAAAGGCUGUUCACACGCCUACUGUCACACUUGUGCCCUCUGGGCCUUUAGCCGAUACGGGACAGGGUGA